Lepus europaeus (European hare) is the source of this 5579-nucleotide messenger RNA. RefSeq names its product solute carrier family 9 member A8 (gene SLC9A8). The record is from RefSeq and is a predicted model, not a curated record. Gene Ontology annotation, cellular component: Golgi apparatus; membrane. Gene Ontology annotation, biological process: regulation of pH; proton transmembrane transport; sodium ion transport. The transcript is spliced from 16 exons. Lineage: Eukaryota; Metazoa; Chordata; Mammalia; Lagomorpha; Leporidae. Gene Ontology annotation, molecular function: sodium:proton antiporter activity. The coding region runs from base 1069 to 2790 and encodes 573 amino acids.
CUCCCGGAGGUCGCCCGGAGCCUGGGCUGGAGGAUGUGCCGCUCAGCGCACGCCCCGGGAGCCGUGUUGCGGCAGCCGUGACCCGCUUUCCCAGUUUGCGAUCAUCUGAAGGUUACUCAGCUCUGCCUCCUCCUCCUGGAAGCCCUCCCGGCCCCGCACUUCCACCCCCCCAGCCCUUGGCCAGUCGCCUCCUCCCCGCUAGCGAGCAGUUCGCGUGUCUGUCGCCUCCGCCGUUUCAUUCAUUCAUUGGCUGUUGGCCAUCCACUCAGCCGCGGGCCCCGGGCACUGCGCCGUGCAGGAGGCCGACCCGGGAGGGGCCCCGGGGAGCUUCCACUGUGGUGGGGAGAGAAGCACGGACAGGAACACGGUGCCCCGCAUCGAGUCCGCGGGGAUCGGGGACGCUCAGCCCGAAGGGGCGGCCUGGCUGCGGCGCCAGCUGUCACUCCUCCGUUGUCCCGUGUUUGUGUAUGGGGAGUGUGCGGGUCCAGGAGGAGCCCCUGAGUGACAGCCCAGUGGGGGUCGCCCCGUGUCAGUCACUCCCGUGACUGAGCCACCUCUCUGUCCCAGACAUCAGCCCGGACCUCGGCAGAGCCAGGCCAAAGAGCUGGGACCACCCCGUGGUUCUUAGGGAUUCCUAGGCUGGAGGCUGGAGUGGGCGGCGGGCUCGCUGAGAUGUUGGCCGGGUUACAGAACGUGUCCAGCUUGGUGAGGCAGGGGUACACAGGGAAAUUCACAGAGCCCACCUCGGGCGUGUUCAGCCGAGCUGUGUUAGCUGUUCAGGGGCUGAAGCAGUGCUCAGUAAGAUGAACGGCUACAGACACCAGUGGGCUAGCUCACGGCCCCAGUAGUGUUUCACCAGUGGGCUAGCUCACGACCUCAGCACAAUGAGUAAGAAUUUAAGCCGAGGGCUGGAUGAAUUAGGGCGGAGUGGGCUGUUACAGAAGAGUUAACUAAGACUCGAGGAUUUUGGAGGGUGGGGUGAGACAUCUGACCUCAGCAGCAACCAGGCACAGACGGCAUCCAUGAACCGGAGAAAUCAAGGUGCUACAUGGAGUGCUGGACCCUGGAAUGGGGUUCCCCAAUGCAACUCACGAGGGCUUCAAUGUCACCCUGCACAGCACCCUGGGUGCCACGACGCGGCUGGUGCUGCCGACCCCUGCCAAGCCCAUCCUCCCGGUGCAGACCGGGGAGCAGGCCCAGCAGGAGGAGCAGUCGAGCGGCAUGACCAUCUUCUUCAGCCUGCUCGUCCUAGCUAUCUGCAUCAUAUUGGUGCACCUGCUCAUCAGGUACAGACUGCAUUUCUUGCCAGAGAGCGUUGCUGUGGUUUCUCUAGGUAUUCUUAUGGGAGCAGUUAUAAAAAUUAUAGAGUUCAAAAAACUGGCCAAUUGGAAGGAAGAAGAAAUGUUCCGUCCCAACAUGUUUUUCCUCCUCCUGCUCCCGCCUAUCAUCUUUGAGUCUGGCUACUCGCUGCACAAGGGUAACUUCUUUCAAAACAUUGGUUCCAUCACCCUGUUUGCUGUUUUUGGUACGGCCAUCUCUGCUUUUGUAGUAGGUGGAGGAAUUUAUUUUCUGGGUCAGGCUGAUGUAAUCUCUAAGCUCAACAUGACAGACAGUUUCGCGUUUGGCUCCCUGAUAUCUGCAGUCGACCCCGUGGCUACGAUUGCUAUUUUCAACGCACUGCACGUGGACCCUGUGCUCAACAUGUUGGUCUUUGGAGAGAGCAUCCUCAACGACGCCGUCUCCAUCGUCCUGACCAACACAGCAGAAGGUUUAACAAGGAAAAACAUGUCAGACGUCAGCGGGUGGCAGACCUUCCUGCAGGCCCUCGGCUACUUCCUGAAGAUGUUCUUUGGCUCGGCGGCGCUCGGCACUCUGACGGGCCUGAUCUCCGCGCUGGUGCUGAAGCACAUCGACUUGAGGAAGACGCCGUCCUUGGAGUUCGGCAUGAUGAUCAUCUUCGCGUACCUGCCGUAUGGGCUUGCCGAAGGGAUCUCGCUCUCAGGCAUCAUGGCCAUCCUGUUCUCGGGCAUCGUGAUGUCGCACUACACGCACCACAACCUCUCCCCGGUCACCCAGAUCCUCAUGCAGCAAACCCUGCGGACCGUGGCCUUCCUGUGCGAGACGUGCGUGUUUGCGUUUCUCGGCCUGUCCAUCUUUAGUUUCCCACACAAGUUUGAAAUUUCCUUUGUCAUCUGGUGCAUAGUGCUUGUGCUGUUCGGCAGAGCCGUGAACAUCUUCCCCCUCUCCUACCUCCUGAAUUUCUUCCGCGAUCACAAGAUCACCCCGAAGAUGAUGUUCAUCAUGUGGUUCAGUGGCCUGCGGGGGGCCAUCCCCUACGCCCUGAGCCUGCACCUGGACCUGGAGCCCAUGGAGAAGCGGCAGCUCGUGGGCACCACCACCAUCAUCAUUGUGCUCUUCACCAUCCUGCUGCUGGGCGGCAGCACCAUGCCCCUCAUCCGCCUGGUGGACAUCGAGGACGCCCGGGCGCGGCGCCGCAGCAAGAAGGACGUGAACCUCAGCAAGACGGAGAAGAUGGGCAACACCAUCGAGUCGGAGCACUUGUCGGAGCUCACUGAGGAGGAGUACGAAGCCCACUACGUGAGGCGGCAGGACCUCAAGGGCUUCAUGUGGCUGGACGCCAAGUACCUGAACCCCUUCUUCACCCGCAGGCUGACACAGGAGGACCUGCACCACGGGCGCAUCCAGAUGAAGACCCUGACCAACAAGUGGUACGAGGAGGUGCGCCAGGGCCCUUCGGGCUCCGAGGACGACGAGCAGGAGCUGCUGUGACGGCGCCGAGGCUGUGGCAAGGCCAGGGCCAGCCUGGGUAGUCGCUGCCCGCAGACGCCCGGCACGGCCCUCAGAGGCGCGUGCGUCGGCACCCUCUCAGGGAUAGGAGGCAGCGGGAGAAGUUGAGGCUGUGGAGCCCUCUGAACUUGGAACUUUCCAGGCCUUUGGAGCCAACUGGCCUCUUGGGAAACGUGUGUCCUCUCCCCACUGAGCCAGGCCAAGUGGCCACGCGUGCAUCGCCACAGCAGCCAGGGGAGCAGGCACCUGCCCGUGAGAAGAGGCAGCCCACUGAGCGCCGGGCCUGGGACCGGUGUGGGAGCAAGGGAGUGCGUGUUUGGGUCAGCGCCCCUCCCCGGCCCCCACCUCGGCCUCGCCCCAGGCCGCAGGCCCCUGCCCCUCUGGAGUGGGCGUCGCCCCGGGGCCAGGGUCAGCUGCCAUUUGCCUUGCAUCUUCAAGGAGCCAGGGCCUUUGGCUGGGCCCGGAACCCUGGGCCACCUCCGUGUGCUCCCUGGGCGGCCGCUCCUGCCCUGAACAGGGAGGGAGUGUUCCUCGAGUGCCCGCCCCGCCCGUGGAAGCCGGGUGGGGGCGGCCUGUUCUGCGGGGCCACCGUGCCCUCGAGAGAAAAGCGAGGUCACAGGCUGAGCCUGCAGCCAGGGCCUGGGGUGCCUUCCGCCCGCUGGUGCCACUCACCGCCGGUUCCCCACCAUCCUGGUUCUGUUUGUCCCCAGGCUGGAAUCCUGGGGUCUGAAGCGUAGCACACGCACCCCGGCAGCCUCCAUGGCCAUCGCGGGCUGGGAGCUGCCAGCCGUGUCCAGCCGUGUCUGGUUACAUGCGGGGGCCGUCCGCUCCCCUGCCCCUCCGCCCUUCCCCACGCCGCCCCGCUUUGCCCUCCGUGGGCCCUGGCAGCUUCCACGUGUGGCUCUGGCUCCCGCAGGUGGUCUCAUCCAUCCGGUGCACAUCUUGGGUUCUCCGUAGGGUCCCUGGGUGGAGCAGGUGUGGUGGCAGGUGCAUCUCCGGCCCCCUGCCUCAGGGGCGUGGCUCUGGUGGUAGGGAGGAGUCACGUCAGGACUCCGGGGCCUCAGGCCCCAGCCCUCAGCCUGCCUUGCCGGGAUAAGACCAGGCAGGCCGCGCGUGAUCUGCUUCCUCGCAUGAGAAGUGAACUUGCACUUGGCAGCGCUCCACAGUGCCCCUGUGCUGCUCUCCCCACCCCGCAAGCCUUUGCCUGGAGGAUGCUGGCCUCUGCCACGGGUCUCGGGGCCACGGGGACCCCAGGGCGUGCUCAGCCCAGCUUGGAGCUCCUGAGCCGAGGGCCGAUGGCGGGUGGGAGCUGCUCUGCAAACCCGGCGGCUUGCCAGGAUUUCUCUCCUUUUUCAAGCCUUCAAUCCACAGAUUGAGCAAUGAAAAGUGAUCUCAGUUCAGGCCGCCCCUUGUCACUGCUCGUAGCUGAGGGUGGCAGCGGGGCUCGGGGACCCUGCCUGGGAGGUGCCAAGGCCGCGGGGAUCUCCCGUGAGCCAGCUCCGCCCCCUGCUGGCCGAGUGUGGGCUUAGCCCCUGGGGGUUGGCCCUCAGCCAUCUCGCUGGCCUUUAACCAGCAAAAGGCCGUGGAGGCGCCUUCUGGUGGGAUGCUCCCAACAGCUGCUUCUGGAGGAGUUGAUUUAAGAUGUCUGCCUGGGAAGCACAGCUCGCUGCUGUCGACUUUCGAGCACACCCCGCCCUCCCACGUGGGGGAGCAGUGAGUGCGAGGAGGCAGGAAGACGGCCAGUGAGGACCCCCCCCCCCCCCGCCCCUUAGGUCUAGGCCACGGCCAGGAGCACGCAGCACAGCAGGGGGCUUUGAGCCAGGUGAAGGCUGUGGCGUCAGUGCCUUGGGGGUGCCGGCUCUUUAGCCCUGCACCGGGAUGUGCCACCCAGGCCUGCGACUAAGACCCCUCUAGACUCACUCGCGUACCUUCCGUGGCCGGAGCAGCCUGGGGGGUGGGGUACAGGGCAGGGAGGGGCCUGGCUCAGUGGCUCGGCCCUGUCUCUGGUGCUCUGACCUCAAGCUGGGGCAACGCCGCUGAUCGCUCCGCAGGGGAGAGCCUGGGCGCUGCUGCUAGGUGGGCCAGGGCGGCCCCUCUGGGAGCACCUGUGGCGGGCACCCGGGGCUGCCGCGGCAGGGGCCUGGGGGGCUCUGGCCGAGACGAGCUGUGGCAGCUGCAGUGUGUGGGGGGGGAGACUCCCGGCAGUCCUGUGCCGCCCAGGAGGGCUUUAAGAGCAGCCCCUGGUUCCCCAGUGGGAAGCAUUCCCAGAGCAGCCAGGUGUUUCAGAACUUGGUCCAGCAGGGGAGGGCGCCGCGGGGCCUGCGUCCCCGGGAGCUGGGCUUCUCCCUGCUCUGCGCGAGCUGUCUCCUGGCAGGAUCUGCAAGCCCCAGGCCAAAAGGAGUCACGUGCCAGCUCGGCGGGGUGGCGGCAGAGGCGCCGCUGCGCUGUGGACCGUGUGCGCCUCCUGCGAAGCUUGAUGUGUUGAUUGGAAUCGUGCACUUGUUUUCUGUGUAAAACCGCGUGUUUAAGGGCCUGGCUUUUGGCUUAAGGACUGUUAAGGGGGGUGGGCUUGCUGUUAAGGCCCCAGCGAGCUUGAGGGGCGCUUGUGGGGCCGCACGGCCCGAGCUGUACUUGCUGCUCUUCCUGAUGGGGCUCUGGGUUGGGCAGGGCCCAGAGGUGGACGCUACCUCGCCAGAUUUAAAGGACUCACGACUGGGCCGUCAGUCACGCCACUGGAUCCUCGUUUAGAAAUAAAGGUGGAAGCCGCUGGA